This is a messenger RNA of Trichomonas vaginalis G3, 1158 nucleotides long. RefSeq names its product negative regulation of peptidyl-cysteine S-nitrosylation. The record is from RefSeq and is a predicted model, not a curated record. The coding region runs from base 1 to 1158 and encodes 385 amino acids. The transcript has a single exon. Lineage: Eukaryota; Parabasalia; Trichomonadida; Trichomonadidae.
AUGAAAAAAUGGAUUAACUAUAUUAGAUUUUGCAAAUUUUUCACGAUAUUAAAUCAAAUUUUUCGUCACUUUUUUGAUUUCAAAAAACAAAAAAUGUCUAUAUUGUCACCAGUAAGCGUAUGUAGGCCAUCAAGUCUCAAAGAAUUCAUGCCACUUAGAGAAGAAGUUCAUAAGAUAUACGGGGUUGCAGAUUUUAAUAAUCUAGGUGUUCAAAUUCCGUCUUCUCUAUAUUACCAUGGAAUUGAAUUAUAUUUUGAGCAUGACUCAAUUGAAUACAACAUGCCACGAUCAACUGUAAUAAGCAUAAUCGGUAUUAUCAAAAUAACAAUUUCAGAUUAUUUUUCACCACAUGGCGAUAUGGAUCCCAGCGAUCCUGAUAAACCAGCACUUCUCGUAAUCACCCAUUUAGCUGAUGUUUUCAAUCAAAACACUGUCAAUGUUAUUACAUUUACUGCUAUCCGAUCGGAUCUCGAAAAAUUCAAAAGAGAAGUGGAAGCAAUCAUCCAAAAGCUUAAAUCAGGAAUCAACAUUAGCAUUUCUACGGACAACCUCCACAAAAAGUUGAGAACACGUGCACAAUCUUUCCAAAUCGAAGCACUCAUGAAUGAACAAGCAAUGCUCCGUGAAAACAAGUUCAUCAUGAGCCAAGAAUCAUCCAUAGUGUCUCUUCCUGAGAUAGAAAAUAUACGACUUUUCCUUCCAAAGAGAUUCCGUCUGCUCCCAUGGAAGUUACUUUUCUCGGCAGCCGAACACGGUGUUUCAUUCUCGACCCUUUAUGAAAAGACUGAUAAGAAAACAGCUCUUGUUCUCAUUCUUCUUGGAAAAGAUGGAUCCAGAGUCGGAGCUUUCCUUCCAGAAGGAAUCCAGAUCCGAGAUGGCUUUUACGGAAAUGGAGAAACAUGCGUUUUCCACUUCAAUCCUUAUUUUGCUGGCUUCCGUUGGACUCAGAAUAAUGAUCUCUUUUUAUCUUGCUCAAAGAAGGAUAUUAUCAUCGGUGGUGGUUCACAAAGAUCUCUCGAUCAUGGCAGUGCCAUUUAUAUCGAUGACAACUUCAUGAAUUGUUUCACAUCCCAGUGCAAAACAUUUGAUUCUCCACCGCUGGCUAAUAAUGAGUCCUUCAAGAUCAUUGCUGUUGAAGUCUGGCAUGUUCAUCAUUAG